CUAUUUCAAAAUACUUCCCACUUCUGAGUUCCCCAAUUUCGAGAAAUUCUUCGGUAGAAUGAACGGUUCAUGCUUGAAUUUCGACAGCCCGAUUCGAGACGCCAUUUCCAGGAUCCGGUUUGCUCCAGUUUCGAACAAUCUUCUUAUUUCCUCUUGGGAUUCGAGUCUCCGACUUUUCGAUGUGGAUAAAUGCGAGCUCAGAUUCGAAGCUCCUAAUGGAGGCUCGGCGGCGCUUCUAGAUUGCUGUUUCGAGAGUGAAUCAGUUGCUCUCGCUGCAAAUUCUGAUGGUUCCAUUCUCAGGUAUGACAUGCGUGUGGGGAACAGCAAAGCAAUAGGAAACCAUGAAGACUUGGCUACCUGUAUUGAAUAUUCUGAGGAAAAACGUCAAGUAAUCAGCGCCGGUUGGGAUAAAAAAGUACAAUUUUGGGAUCCACGCUCAACUAGCUCUCUUGGAUGUUUGAGUAGUUUAGGCAAGGAUGUAGAAUCUAUGUCUCUUUCAGGAUUACUUCUGAUGGUUGCUCACAAGUCAUCAGUGCAUCUUUAUGACUUGCGAUACUUAGAUAGAUCAGUUCAAGCCAAAGAGUACUUCAUGGAUGCCCAAAUAAAAUGCCUCCGUACAAAUUCAGAACUAGAAGGAUUUGUAGCUGGAUCAAUAGAUGGACGGGUUGCAUUGAGACAUGUUGGUCAGUCCAACACAAAUGAAGGAUAUGCUUUCAGAUGCCAUCCAAAGGAUAGGAAAGGAAGACAACAUCUUGUGGCAGUAAAUGACAUUGCAUUUAAUCCAUCCCUAUGUGGGGUCGUUGUUACUGGUGAUAAUGAGGGUUAUGCUACAAUGUGGGAUGUCCUGAACAGGAAACGGUUGGUGGAGUUUCCUAGAUAUCCAAACAGUGUUGCAUCUUUGGCAUGUAAUCACGGGGGGCAGCUCUUGGCGGUCGCAUCAAGUUACACUUACCAGGAGGCCAAUGAAAGGUCAAAUAAAAUUUAUUCAAAACAACAUGAGUACAAGGAGUACUCAAGAUCAAGAAGUACAAAGAGGGGUGUCCACACACACCAACACAAAUACAGGUUAUUUAUUCUCUUUCAUGUGCGUGUGUUUGCAAGUUGCGUCUCCGCACGUGUAUCGAAAAGCUCAGGGCUACUGCAAAGCGUUUGGUGGAUUCUAAAUCUAUCUAGAUAUAAUAACAGUCCCGAGUUGCUGUAACGAGUAAGUUCAGUUUCUAUAUGUUAUCGUUUGUGAAGGAUUCUAAUUUCUAGGUAAUUAAUUAGUCUUACCGGUCCUUAAAAUUCGACGGAUAAUUACUUUAAUUAUAUUUAUAAUUAUAAUAAAUAAAAUUAUCUUUGUAUUAGAAUGAUAAA
Salvia miltiorrhiza (redroot sage) is the source of this 1356-nucleotide messenger RNA. Its product is annotated as mitotic checkpoint protein BUB3.3. Gene Ontology annotation, molecular function: ubiquitin binding. The record is from RefSeq and is a predicted model, not a curated record. NCBI's taxonomy places the organism in Eukaryota, Viridiplantae, Streptophyta, Magnoliopsida, Lamiales, Lamiaceae. Gene Ontology annotation, biological process: mitotic spindle assembly checkpoint signaling. Bases 59 to 1201 code for a protein of 380 amino acids. Gene Ontology annotation, cellular component: kinetochore; bub1-bub3 complex; mitotic checkpoint complex. The transcript has 9 exons.